AACAACGUGCAGAAUGGCGGCAGUUUUGGGAAACGUAAUUUUGACGGAGUUGAUGAUGUACGAAAUGCAGCGCCGAAGUAUUUAUCGCCAAAGAUAUUUUAAUAUUGGUCAAUGGUUACAGUUUAAUGAAUUUGAUCUUCCAGAUGCAAAAUUCAUUGAAUCAUUUUGCAUUCCAAAGAAAGUUGCUAGAGUGUUGUGCGAUGAAUUAAAGCCAGAGUUGAAAUGUACUUCUGUUUACAAUAACUUCGUUAUUACCUCGGAAAAAAAAAUAUUGUGUACCUUGCGGUUCUUUAAUUCUGGAUCUUUCCAGAACUAUGUCACAGAUGGCAAGACCUUCCACUUUAGUCAGUCAUCUAUAAGCAGAUGCAUUAACAAAGUCUGUGCCGCAAUCAACAAGAGGAUGUUAAAGAAAUGGGUCAAAUUCCCCACAGAUUCAAAGGAGUUGGAGAGAAACAAAAGAGAAUUUGAAGCAUUGAUUGAGUUUCCCGGAGUAGUUGGUGCUGUAGAUUGCAGCCAUAUUGAAAUUAUUACUCCUCCAAGUAAAAGUGUUAUCUAUCCACGGCAAAUUUUCUGUAAUGAGAGCGGAACAUACUCCUUAAAUGUUCAGUUGGUUUGCGACGCUCAACUGAGGAUCUUGAAUUGCAAUGCGAAAUUCCCUGGAUCAGUCAAAAACUCUGAGGUCUGGAAUAAAUCAGCAGUAAGGAGAGUUAUGGAAAAGUUACAUUCAUCUGAUCAGAAAUCAUGGCUUCUAGGUGACAACAGCUACCCAUUAGAACCUUGGCUGAUGACACCAAUACAAGAUCCUGAAACAGAUUUAGAGGAAACAUAUAACAUAAGGCACUUAUGUGGACUAAGUGUAAUACAGAAAUGUAUACACGUCUUGAAAUCCAGAUUUAAGUGCCUUCUUGGAGAAAGACCUCUUUACUACUCACCACGCAAGGCAGCUAACAUUGUCAAUGCAUGUGCAGUGUUGCACAACAUGUGUGUUCAUUUCAAUGUUAGUGAGCCAAACCUCAAAGAACUGAAUUCUCCAGAAACCAAUUGUGUAGUUUCCAAUGAAGUAUAUGGAAAUGCCGGUGAGAUUCAACAAGAAAUUGUAAAUAAUCUCUCUGUUUAAAGUCCUGCAUCGUUUUUACAGUGAUUUGUAUAUAUAAGUUAUUGAAUUUUUAUUUCAAAUCAAUCUAGUGGUUGUUCAAUUCGUAAAUUUGUACUUUUGUAAUAAAUUUCAGAAACCAAAUUAAACUUUA
Molecule: messenger RNA, 1247 nt
Organism: Uloborus diversus
Lineage: Eukaryota; Metazoa; Arthropoda; Arachnida; Araneae; Uloboridae
Product: putative nuclease HARBI1
Exons: 6
Coding region: 14-1117 (367 amino acids)
Source: RefSeq, a predicted model, not a curated record